AUGGCCGAAGCCAACAACGACGCCCAGCAUGAGAUGUCCUUCGACAGCGCCGAUGCCGGUGCUUCGCUCACCUUUCCUAUGCAGUGCUCCGCAUUGAGGAAGAACGGCUUCGUGGUGAUUAAGGGCCGCCCAUGCAAGAUCGUCGACAUGUCCACCUCCAAGACCGGCAAGCACGGUCACGCCAAGGUCCACUUGGUCGCUACCGACAUCUUCAACAGCAAGAAGUACGAAGAGCUCUGCCCAUCUACCCACAACAUGGAUGUCCCCAACGUCUCGCGUCGCGAGUUCCAGCUUCUCGAGAUCACCGACGACGGUUUCCUUUCCCUCCUAACCGACAGUGGUGACCUGAAGGAGGACGUCAAGGUUCCAGAAGGCGAGCUUGGUGGCAGAAUUAAUAAGAUGUUCAAAGUGGACGAGAAGGACACCAACGUCAUCAUUCUUACCGCCAUGGGCGAGGAGUCCUGCAUCGAUGUGAAGGAGGCUCCCAAGGGCGCUUGA
Ramularia collo-cygni is the source of this 498-nucleotide messenger RNA. RefSeq names its product probable HYP2-translation initiation factor eIF5A.1. The record is from RefSeq and is a predicted model, not a curated record. Lineage: Eukaryota; Fungi; Ascomycota; Dothideomycetes; Mycosphaerellales; Mycosphaerellaceae. Gene Ontology annotation, biological process: positive regulation of translational termination; positive regulation of translational elongation. Bases 1 to 498 code for a protein of 165 amino acids. Gene Ontology annotation, molecular function: RNA binding; ribosome binding; translation elongation factor activity. The transcript is spliced from 4 exons.